Gadus morhua (Atlantic cod) is the source of this 3591-nucleotide messenger RNA. RefSeq names its product MAPK activated protein kinase 2a (gene mapkapk2a). Lineage: Eukaryota; Metazoa; Chordata; Actinopteri; Gadiformes; Gadidae. The record is from RefSeq and is a predicted model, not a curated record. Bases 479 to 1630 code for a protein of 383 amino acids. The transcript is spliced from 10 exons. Gene Ontology annotation, molecular function: ATP binding; protein kinase activity. Gene Ontology annotation, biological process: protein phosphorylation.
AGUAAAACCUGCUCUGGCUGGGUUGGCUGCUGUCGCUCGGAAAGUAAAGUGUUUCGCGUGUGCCUGGCGUCAGAGUUUUUGUUGUCUGUCCUUCACUUUGUGUGUCUGUUUUAACUCUAGCGUCAACGAUUAUAAACAUUUUAAAUCAAAGACACGGAUUUUUAUAUAUUUUAGAUCAAAUACUUUUCCGGAAACUGGCUGGCGGAUCUUCGAGAUGGAUAAGCUAACUGAUAGCUGACUUGCUAUCAAAGAUCACGGGUCAAGAAUAGGAUUCAAGCUAGCAUGCUAACGCCUAGCUCGUUUGUUAGCACUAAUACCUGUUCACUCAACAAAGUUGGGCCGUGUCGUCUUUUAUACUAGAUCAUAUUUUUUCUCUUGUGUACGUACGAGCCCAACUUUGCACAGGCCGGCGAACCCAGGAAGAAGGGACGGUGCACACAAGAAAUAACUGAAGGUGGCUCUUAGUAUCUGUCACAACAUGCUGUCCAAUGCACAGAACCAGCCACUGUUCCCCAACCCACAGGGCCAACCAAACCCCGCGGGUCAGCUCUUACAGUUCCACGUGAAACCCAGUUUACAGAUUAAGAAGAACGCCAUUACAGACGACUACAAGGUGACCAGCCAGGUGCUUGGCUUGGGAAUCAAUGGCAAGGUGUUGGAGAUAUUUCAGAAGAAGAGUGGGGACAAGUAUGCGCUCAAGAUGCUACAAGAUUGUGCCAAAGCCCGCAGGGAGGUGGAGCUUCACUGGAGGGCAUCCCCUUGUUCCAACAUUGUACGCAUCAUUGAUGUCUACGAGAACCUCUACCAGGGCCGAAAGUGUCUGCUCAUUGUCAUGGAGUGCAUGGAUGGAGGAGAGUUGUUCAGCAGAAUUCAAGACCGGGGGGACCAGGCUUUCACAGAAAGAGAGGCAUCUGAUAUAAUGAAGAGCAUUGGCGAGGCCAUUCAGUUCCUCCAUGCAAUCAAUAUUGCACACCGAGACGUUAAGCCUGAAAACCUACUUUAUACCUCCAAGAAGCCCAACGCACUGUUAAAACUCACAGACUUUGGCUUCGCCAAGGAGACCACCACACACAACUCCCUGGCCACGCCCUGCUACACGCCCUACUACGUGGCUCCUGAGGUGCUGGGCCCUGAGAAGUACGAUAAGUCCUGCGACAUGUGGUCAUUGGGGGUCAUCAUGUACAUCCUGCUGUGCGGGUACCCUCCGUUCUACUCCAACCACGGCCUGGCCAUCUCCCCCGGGAUGAAGAAGAGGAUCAGGAUGGGCCAGUACGAGUUCCCCAACCCAGAGUGGUCUGACGUGUCGGAGGAUGCCAAGCAGCUCAUCAGGACCCUGCUGAAGACCGAGCCCACACAGAGAAUGACUAUUACCGAGUUUAUGAACCACCCAUGGAUAAAUCAGUCCAUAGAGGUUCCCCAGACCCCGCUGCACACCAGCCGCGUGCUGAAGGAGGAGAAGGACGCCUGGGAGGAUGUCAAGGAGGAAAUGACCAGUGCCUUGGCGACCAUGAGGGUCGACUACGAGCAGAUCAAGAUCAAGACCAUCGAGGACGCCAGCAACCCGCUGCUGAAGAAGAGGAGGAUGAAGGCCAACAACGCCAUGGCGGACACACAGACACCGGCCCACUGAACCACGGCCUGCAUGCACGUGCGCACACAUGCACGCAGGGGCGAACUCACACUCGUGCAAAGAAAGGAAGCAAUAAUUAAUCCCACCAGAGGACGCGAGUUGCGAUGCAUGGAUUUUAAGUGUUUUUUUUAAUUCGUAUUCAUUUGAUUCUGUUUUUUUUUUUCCCUCCACGAGUUUAAAAGUUCUACUGUUUUGUAGGAAUGUUUUUGUUCUUAUUACACAAGCAUUUUAACCAAGCAACCACUCUGCCUUCACACAGAGGUUAUGUUGAUUAAAGGUUUUUACAGCAGUGCAGAGAUUAUGAAUCCUAGCAAUGGAGACGGGGGGGACGUCUUCUCUCCUGCCUUCUGUUUCAGGUUUUACUGAGAGAGGCUUGAACCAUAGAAUAGAGACGCAAAGCCUUAGAAAUAGAAGUUAGUUAAACCCCCCCUUCCCCACCCGACAAAAAAUUCAAAAAAAUGUACCUGUGAAUGUGUUAUAAAAUGGCUAUAUCCCAAAAAGUAAAGCAAGGGAAAGAUGUUUCUGAUGCAAACGUCUGCGAUGAUGGCAGACUUUAUUUUUUAAAUGACUAGAGGAAUGUAAAGCACUCUGUCCCUAAAACCUUCACUUGAAUGGAAUCUUUAUCGUUCUUCACCAGGGAAGUGUACGUCAAAUGGAUAGAUAUAUAUAUAUUUUUUUUUCUUCUUUUCCUCUUGUGAAUGUAGACCAGAGGCCUAUACAGACAAAGCGAACAUAUCCCAUAACGAUUUUUCCGGGCCACGUCGUACUCCUGACUAUGACUAAAACUCAAUGACAGCAUCCCGGGGAAUAUACUGGGGUGUUAGUUGAGACAGCGAGCCCCUUUUCCCCUCUGCCCCGCUCUGCUGCGGCCUGUGGUCAUCCGCCUCUCGGGUGAGUCAGUCGGAGGGCCGUGAUCCACAUGCCGUACGCGUGGGAGGAAGUUCCUACUGCGGCUUAUAGAGAAGUCGGAGGCAGGCCAAUACUGUACUUUUUGCGGGGGCUUUCUCUAAGGAGCUCCACACGCACUGUAGCAUGGACCUUAUUCAUUGUGGAUGUAAUUUAGCAACAAUGGACUUGAGACCUGUGCUCCUUUUUCUCAAUGGUGGGCCACAAGACAUUGACACAUGAUGAGACACUUCAGGGUGAUGCUACGCAGGUGUCGUAAACUCAAUUCACCUCUAGAACCCUCUAUUCUUUACUUUUUAUUUUUUGCUAAUAUUUUGAAGCACCAAUAGGGCGUUGAUGUGGGUUUGUAAGAGGCAGCAUCCAAAUAGGGAUUAGGGUACCACUUGACGUCCAUUUAGGGAUAAGGGUGCUACCCAACGUCCACUGGGGGAUUAGGCUGCCACCUGACGUCCACUGGGGGAUAGGGUGCCACCUGACGCCAGCUGGGGGAUUAGGGUGCCACCUGAUGUCCACGGGGGGAUUAGGGUGCUACCUGACGUCCACUGGGGGAGUAGGCUGCCACCUGAUGACCACUGGGGGAUUAGGGUGCCACCUGAUGUCCACUGGGGGAGUAGGGUCUCAACCUGACUUCCUUUAAUCUAACUGAGUCGUUGACCCUGGUUGAAGUGUUUGUUGCGUUUCAGUCUGUGCUCAGUGAGACUGCAAACUAACAGGAUUCUGUAUGUGUGUCCUUCUAAAGAUCAGUACCUUUUUAGUUGGACUGUGCCAGGCCUGAAGUAAAGUUUGCCCCUCUGGGCAGAAUUUUUUUUGACAUACCACCAGCAGUCUAUCGUUCAGACGUUGUGAACUCUCUGAAAUGUUCAGUUGACUUCCAUUUGUACAAUGGGUCUCUUACCACAGCUCACCACCAGGGAUAUUGGGAAAAUGAGUUGCAAUGUUGUCUUUGAUUUUAUUUUUUUCUUAUUUUCAACACAAAAAAAAUCACGUCCAUGUUUACUUUUUUUUGUUGUCACGUCUCACAAAUCUCACAGUAAAGAGAAUGUUCAUGGACUGUU